AUGAUUGCAUUUAUUCAACAAGAAGCUGCUGAAAAGGAAAAACAAAUUGAAUUACAAAGAAAAGUUCAACAUUCAAAUUUAGCAAAUGCAAGUCGUCUUUCAAUACUUAAAGCUCGUGAUGAUUAUGUUCAAGCUUUAAAAGAAGAAGCAAGAAAACAAUUAGUUAUUUUAACAAAAUAUACAACUAUUCUUGCUAAUCUUAUUGCACAAGGUCUUUUUUUACUUAUGGAAACAGAUAUAACUCUUCGAUGUCGUCGAAAUGAUUUUAGUCUUGUUCAACAACUUAUUCCUGAUGCUAUUCAAAGAUAUAAACAAGAAUUAAAACAAAAAGAUAUUAAAAUUACUAUUGAUGAUAAAAAUUUCAUUGCAGAUGAUUCUUUCAUUUUUCUUGUUAAAAAUUUGAUCUUUUAUUAUUUUAGUGCUGGUGGUAUUGAACUUUAUGCAAUGGGUGGAAAAAUCAAAGUAUCAAACACGAUUGAAGCUCGACUUUCUAUGAUAUUUAAUCAAAUUCUUCCUGAAAUUCAAGAAAAAUUAUUUGGUAUUAAUCAAACCGAAAAUAUCGUGAUUAAAUUUUUCUUUUUCAAAAUAUUUUUUUUUCCAUAA
Molecule: messenger RNA, 603 nt
Organism: Rotaria socialis
Lineage: Eukaryota; Metazoa; Rotifera; Eurotatoria; Philodinida; Philodinidae
Source: the annotation of a GenBank genome assembly